Molecule: messenger RNA, 1227 nt
Organism: Penicillium cosmopolitanum
Lineage: Eukaryota; Fungi; Ascomycota; Eurotiomycetes; Eurotiales; Aspergillaceae
Exons: 2
Coding region: 1-1227 (408 amino acids)
Biological process (GO): nucleotide-excision repair; mitochondrial DNA repair; response to UV
Cellular component (GO): mitochondrion; nucleus
Molecular function (GO): endonuclease activity
Source: RefSeq, a predicted model, not a curated record
AUGCCAAUGGUGACCGAUACGCUGGAUACCGAUGCGAAACCCGCUGAUAUCCUCAAUGGCGACGUGACUUUGCCUGCUGGCCGGGCAGAAGGUUCAUUGGACCCGGAGUCGGAUCUAGAGGUCCCUGUCGACGCAGAUGAGCUCAAAGAUGCGUUGGGGCGCCCGCCACCAGUUCACAGCGACUAUCUCCCUCUUCCUGGAAAGGACGCCUUGGAUAUACACCCUCUCCAAGACCCUGAGCAACCCCCACAUCCAACAAAGAAUCGCCCGGAUCGAGAUCAGCCCGCAGACGUCGCACGCGGCCAGGCCUUCGUCGAAUCGCUCGGGCUGGCAAAUGCAGGCGACCUGGUAAAGCUUAUCCGAUGGAAUGAUAAGUAUGGCAUCAAGUUCAUGCGACUCAGCAGUGAGAUGUUCCCAUUCGCUAGUCACAAGGAAUAUGGCUAUAAAUUGGCUCCUUUCGCCUCCGACGUCCUGGCCGAGGCAGGAAGAGUUGUGGGAGAACUUGGCCACCGGGUCUCUGUUCAUCCUGGUCAGUUUACGCAGCUAGGCUCUCCCAAACGGGAGGUGGUGGAAAGCUCCUAUCGCGACUUGGAAUACCACUCGGAGAUGCUGCAACUGCUCAAACUCCCUCCUCAGCAAGAUCGUGAUGCCAUCAUGAUUCUACACAUGGGAGGAGUCUUCGGUGACAAGGCUGCUACUCUGGACCGGUUCCGAGAGAAUUAUGCUGUCUUGUCAGAGGAUAUUAAGAAACGACUCGUCCUCGAGAACGAUGAUGUCAGCUGGACUGUGCAUGAUCUAUUACCCAUUUGCGAGGAGUUGAACAUCCCCCUCGUCCUCGAUUAUCAUCACCAUAAUAUUCUUUUCGAUCCGAAUGAGGUCCGCGAGGGCACGCAGGACAUCAUUCCUCUCUACGACCGCAUAGCUGCUACAUGGUCACGUAAGAACAUUACGCAGAAAAUGCAUUAUUCAGAGCAAACCGCUCCCGCCAUUACCCCCCGCCAGCGCCGCAAACACAGUGAUAGAGUGGCCACCCUGCCCCCCUGCAUUCCCACCAUGGACCUGAUGAUUGAGGCCAAAGACAAAGAACAGGCCGUUUUUGAACUGAUGCGAACAUUCAAACUCCCCGGUCACGAUCUUUUUAAUGACUUGAUUCCCUACACACGGACAGACGAGAACAAACCAUUCAAGCCCCCCUCGCAAGUCCAAGAAGAACGGCGGGUUCGUUGA